AUGGCCCCCAAGGGAAAGAAUAAAGGAAAGGACAAGAAGGGAAAGAAAAAGUCGGUCAAGGUAGCUAGUAGCAAAGAACCAAAAGCCGAGGACGGAAAGGCAUCUUCUGAUAAGAAGGACCCCAACAACAACAAAAAUGAGAAAGGCGCCAAGGGAGGCAAGAAUGCCCCGCAAGAGGGAGCCCAAGGAGGCAGGAAAGGACGUCGCCGCGUGGAUGAACCUCCCGAAGAACAAGUUUACGUGAGCCCAUUUUCCGACGAUCCUGAUGAUGGAUUUGGCUUUGGCGACGAUCAUGCAGCCGAUCUGGCUGAUCUGGAACACAUGUUGAAUGUCGAAGUCGACGAAGAUUUCUUUGUGGAACCACGCUAUUUCCACACAUUACGCCGUGUCAUUAACGUAUUGGGAAUCCAUGUGACAGAUGAUGGCAAAGAAGAUACUGGCAAGUCUGUCUUGGAACGGAAUCCUGCGUAUCAAAAUCUACAAAAACAAGCCAAAGUGGUCGAGGAGGCCAUUGAACACAUGUCUCGGGUCUAUUGUAAUGCCUUGAAUAGAUCCGUUAUUCAAGUUGGGAGGAUUGCACGUGAGUUUGAGGAUGCCAUUGAAAAGGUAGAAUCCUUGAGGCGACAAUUGAGAGUCAUCCAGGACACUAUUGGGGCCAGAAGUAUCGCAAAGAGUCAAAAGUCGGGAGGGAACGCUGGUAAUGAGGACGAAGAUGCAGCUGGAAAUGAGGUGAUGGACAUGACUCCUGCCACACAUAUGAGUCUGAGAGAGCUGUGGAUGAAAAAGUUGGAAUCUGAGGCGCUUCUCUCGUUGAUUGCCAAAGUCAAUGUGGUUCGUGAAGCUCCCGGACGAUUCGACCUCCUCACAUCCACCGUGGGCAAUCAUCACACCUGUCGAAUUGGUGCCGCCACUCAAUGCUUGACGAAUGCCCUGGAAACCAUGUUUUCCGAUGAGAUUAGCCAAGUGGAAGCGCUGAGCUCAAUUCUUGAGAAUCUAAUGCUGCGAAAAUCAACGUGCGAAGAAAUCGUCUGGGAAACAUUGGAAGACAUUCUAUACUUGAGGACAUCAAAUGGUCCCGUUCUCAAACUCAUGAUAACCACCAAUUCCCAGCAGCAGCAACAGCAACAGCAGUCACAGCAGAAGUUGGCUGGAAAUGUGACUGGAGGCACCGGGGCUGCGGACGACGCCACUGUCAUCAAAGACAAUAACAACAAGGACAGCAACAACAACAACAAUAAUGAAAAUGCAGCCAACGUGCCCACAGUCUUCAGAAAGAUCUACAACCCGUUUCAUAAGAACUAUCAACUUUUGUGUGUGGAAGAAACGGACGAUGUCAGCAUCGACAGUCAGGCUUCGGGUGCUUCAGAUGAUGAAGACUGGGAGGAGGACAACCAAAACAGGAAGGACGCAACACACAAACGCGCCACCAGCGAGACCAGUUUCGGAAGUCAUUCUGUAGAUGACGAGGGAAACAAGAAGCACACCAAGAGAAUGAUGAUUCCCAAAGUUAUCAUCGAGUCCGAAUUGGAUCUCACAAAGGAUGAGUUGAGGUGUUUUGACAAGGAUACCAAGGCCGUCUCCAAGCAUAGUAUGUUACAUGAAAACAUGCAGAUGCAAAAGCGGUAUUUGCCUCGCUAUACGGACCCGGUGCUUUCUGUGCGGAUCAUGGUGGAUUGCCUCCUCCAAUUUGGGCAGGGGCAGCUGGCAAAAGCGGAAAAGGUCCUCAUGCCCAAUGUGGAAACCGAGAUCAAGAAUAUCAUCCAUCGAGAACAAGCUCGGACAUACUACCGACUCGAUCGACGCAGACCAACCACCCGGACCAUUCGGGCGUCGGUAAAAGAUGUAAACGAGCUCAAAGACUUUCGUAGACACUUCACAGCGGUCCUGAGCUCACUUGGAUGCAUCAUGAUGAGAUACACACAUUUUGCGCAGUGUGCACGAACAAGAAUUAUGGCUGAUGAGGAGCUGCGUGCCAGCUUCCAAAACCCAUCGCAAUUCUUGCAACCAGUUUUGGACAAGGCAUACAGUGUGAUGCAGUCAGAGUUGAAAAAUUUCUUGAGGGCGUGUCUUCAGGUCACAGAAGGAAGAAAGAUAGUAGCACCCCCAACCGAGCUCGAAAACAAGAACGAGACCAAGAUUUUCUCGUUUGGUGUUCUGGAGGGGGAAGAGGAGGAAGAGAAAGAAGCCGAGGAAGAGGCCAAACCUGAUUCCAAACAAGAUAAGAAACAAGAUGCUAAACAGCAGCAGCAGCAGCCCGAACCUGAACCCGAGCCAAAACCAGAAGAAGAGACCGCGGCGACGGAAUCACCCAAGUUUUCCGAGAUGCCCGCCAGCACUUUCGUUUCCACUGUCUUGUUUCCCAUGACGAACACCAAACCUCAAGUGCAGCAUGCUUUGGUCUUCCGAAGAAGCAUGGACAGAUUCACAAAACUUAAUGAAGAGAGAGCUGAUCAAUUGGCACGCGCUUCUGGAGAAACAGCACAUGCUAUGAGAAGAAAGUCUGAACGUGAAGAACUGGCAAUUGAGUUCCUUGACAGAGCCAUCCAAAACGACGUGAAUCCAGUGGUGCAGCAGAACGCAGUGAGAGGCACGAUUGAGACUUCUGAGUUGCAGGACGCUUUUGAACCACCAGACGAGGCCAACGUUUACGCACGAGCGGACAAAAUCCAACCCUUGGAUGUGGCCAUGGUGGAGGCUUGUGAGGGAAUGCUCGACCACACCGAGCCGCUUUUCAUGGCCAUUCAUCGUCUCCCUCCUGGUGGUGAAAUGUACGAGACCAACGUAUCCGUUUUGGACUUUCUUCACCAGAACAUGCUUCGAGUAGUCGAAGACAAGGUGAAGGAGAUCUGCGACGAGACGACCGCCGACGAGUUGCUUGAGGGUUACGGGGACAACAAAGGGAAGCUUUCGGCUGCAAUUGGGAAACGCGAUGCCUUCAUUGGGCUCUUGAAAGCGUACGAAUUCGACAUGAAUCUACUAGACGCCGCACAGCUCGGCACCGAUGGCGCCAAUGUUGAUUCCAAUGAAAAAGAAUCCCCGGAGAAAGCAAACAAUCCCCUGGCUCGUGGAGAUGGAUUGCCGGAAAAGGGCGUGGAGCGAGAGGAGGCCAUCAUGAAACAAGAAAUCGACCUUCUGGGGGACUAUGGAUAUCUGGACUUCUUGCCCGAUAGACAGGAAUCGCUUGAUUAUGACGUUAUCACAAAGGGUGAACUCAAGAAAGCCACAUGCCUCUCUCACAGUCUAUUGAAGGUCUCCAGCAUCCUCGAGCAGAGGCUGAAAAGCAGAGUGAAGGGAAGCAACAAGCUUCUCGAAGGUACGAGCGAACUGCACGACAAAAUCAAGCAGAUCAAGAAAAUCGGAAUUAGGAUGGCCAAAUUCUGCCACGUCGAAGUGCUGCUGCAGAUAAUUUACAAGAUGGCCCCUGUUUGCAAUAGCACAACACUCUGUGCCCCCGACGCGGUGCGUAUCCCCACGGCCGUCAAUGCCUUGGCGGAAUACAUGACACAAACGAUGGACUACUUGCGUGAAUCGACAAGCAAUGCCAUGGCCGCGUACACGUUCUCCAAUGUGGGGCAGUACCUUCCAGCAUGUUUAAUGUCAACGGUGCGAGUGAUUGCCCAUGGUGAAGGAAUCAUUGACAGGGCCCCGUUGACAAUGCAGGGCAUUGAAUCUCUCGACAGGAGCGCUGCUGUGCUCUACAAAGACUUGAAGGCUGCAACAGGCUUCCAAAGCCAGUUCUUCAACAUUGAACUUACGGCACUUGCAUUCGAACGAGCCGCAACCUUCACUGCCUUGAUGGAAAUGUCCAAAGAAGAGUUGGUGCAAUACUACAGCAAGCAGUCAGAGUCGGAAGAGUUCUCGGAUGACGACUUUGAGCUGAUGUUCAGGAUGGAUGGACCAAGGCGCCGGGGUGAUGAUAAGCAAUUCAAGAGGCUCAAAGCUGCAAUCAAGCAGAACAGGAAAGAAAAGGAGGAGAAGAAGAAGGAGGCUGGCUUGGCAGCCACAACAGCUACCACGUAA
This is a messenger RNA of Seminavis robusta, 4020 nucleotides long. The record is from the annotation of a GenBank genome assembly. NCBI's taxonomy places the organism in Eukaryota, Bacillariophyta, Bacillariophyceae, Naviculales, Naviculaceae.